AUGCUUGGUUUCUUUCAUCCAACAAUAGAAAGGGAAUUCACUAUUGUUACCGCCCCUGUUUACGUAAUCCAUAAAGAAUCAGCUGGUAAUCUGAUUGGCUACUCAACAGCCAAUGAUUUAAAGUUGCUUCAAAUUAACAAUGUCAAUAACGUAUCAGCCAAUCAGAAAAUUAAAGACAACGCCUUCCAAAAUGUACCGAACGAUUAUCGAAAAAUCUGCGAAAAAUUCCAAUGUUUAUGUCAUAGAAAAGGAAAAUUUUUAAAUUAUAAAUGUAAACUAAAAAUCAACGAAAAUGUCCGUCCUAUACAACAACGACUUCGACGUCAACCGUAUCAACUUCGCAAAGCUAUCAAAGAAAAGAUCGAAUCGAUGGAAAAAGAUGGUUCAAUAAGCAAAGUCGAUUCACCUCAAGAAUGGUUAAGUAAUAUUGUCGUUACACCAAAAUGA
Messenger RNA from Hydractinia symbiolongicarpus, 447 nucleotides. RefSeq lists its product as uncharacterized. The transcript has a single exon. Lineage: Eukaryota; Metazoa; Cnidaria; Hydrozoa; Anthoathecata; Hydractiniidae. The record is from RefSeq and is a predicted model, not a curated record. Bases 1 to 447 code for a protein of 148 amino acids.